Molecule: messenger RNA, 490 nt
Organism: Eublepharis macularius
Lineage: Eukaryota; Metazoa; Chordata; Lepidosauria; Squamata; Eublepharidae
Product: maestro heat-like repeat-containing protein family member 7
Exons: 3
Coding region: 137-490 (117 amino acids)
Source: RefSeq, a predicted model, not a curated record
CCUGAGUCUGGUGCUGGCAUGAAUACCAAGGCGUCAUUUCUUAUAUCUUUAUGUCUCAUCUGGGAUUCAGGCACAGAUUAAAGAUUUGCCACUGACCUACCUAGACCCCAGCAGCACAACGUUGCGAUGUCAAGGGAUGCAUCUUGUCAAGGAGCUCAGCAAAGCGAAGCCGCCUCCCGAGGAUGCAAAGGAGCUGCUCAUCAUCCUCAUUGCCAGCAUAUUUGCCUUACCUCCGACUGAUGCCUUGCAAUGUCAAAAUGGGGAAACGGUCGAUGUGGAGGCAUUGUACAGCCAGAACAUGGAAGCUCUAGAAGCCAUGCUGAGAUCCCUGUUAAUAGAGAGACCCUACUCAACUGAGCUCCUUGUGCUCUUAGAUGUGAGCAACUGCACUUGCAUAGGUCCCAAGGACAGUCUGCUUAUGCAAGCAAAGAAUCCGCGUACAUUUUUAUUCUCCUUUCCAGAGGGGAGGGCGGGGGAGACAUAUGCCUAG